This is a messenger RNA of Rasamsonia emersonii CBS 393.64, 1254 nucleotides long. RefSeq lists its product as uncharacterized. The transcript has 3 exons. NCBI's taxonomy places the organism in Eukaryota, Fungi, Ascomycota, Eurotiomycetes, Eurotiales, Trichocomaceae. Gene Ontology annotation, cellular component: SUMO-targeted ubiquitin ligase complex. Gene Ontology annotation, molecular function: ubiquitin-protein transferase activity. The record is from RefSeq and is a predicted model, not a curated record. The coding region runs from base 1 to 1254 and encodes 417 amino acids.
AUGAAUGACGAUCCCGGUGUGCAGUUUUUGGCCGCCAGGUCCAGAAAGAGAUCCCAUCGUGAAAUGUCUGAUUCGCACCAUGGCAGCCAAUCGUCCUGGCCGCAACAUGGAGAACCUUCAAGCUCUUCCAGUGCUGCUCCCCGGGAGCCACAUCGUCUUGCGCUCCCUCCGCUGCCCCAGAUGAGGUAUCCGGGCGAUGGAUACGACUAUCGCCGCCCAGUCAUGUCGUCGUCCUCUCAAACAGAGAAUGUGAUCGAUUUGACGAACGAGCCCGAUUCACCUCCUCAACCGACCCGCAAUAAUGGCCUUAGUCACCGACCACGUAACCAUCGCCCUCCUCGAUUUGGGAGGAAUAUCAUGGCCGAUGUCGUUGAUUUGGAAGAGGAGCCUGAUCCUGCACCACCACCUCCUCGUCGUGAUGAUCCGCCCAGCAGCCCCGAAGUACAAUUCGUACGAGCUACCGUGCGGCCACAGAGGCCACAGAGGCCACAGAAUGUCGCCUCCAGGGCCCGGAGUUUCAUGGGCCGAUCCAGUCUCUUCGAUAUGCUACGGCUUCGACCAUCUAGAUUCGGCUCGAACGACAUGAUAUCGGGAGAGGAGGCUUUCAGACGGGAAGUGGCCAUGCGUGCACGGGACUUAGCAACGCGACAUCAACCGCCCCAUGGGGUAGACACGUUAUGGAUUGACGACGGUCAUGGAGGAGAAGGCGUUGAUCUUACCAUCGACGUGGACAUGGAUGUUCCCUUUGGAAUGGAUUACCAGGUACCUGGGUUUGCAAUGGGAAAUCGAUCUCGCCCUCCUCAGUCAUACAAGCCGCCCAGCCCGCCUCCCGAAGGGUUUACAAGAACGGCGCACGAGGACGAUGUCGUGGUCUGUCCCAAUUGUGAUCAUGAGCUGGGAACGGGUGAUGAGAUCAAACAGCAAAUCUGGGUUGCAAAGCCUUGUGGACAUGUUCGUGGUUCCCGUUACCGGUUUACUGUGGAGAGUGUGCCAAAAACCGCGCCAGAGGGAAGAAGGCUCAAUCCUCGCAGACAAAGACGAAACAUUUUUCAAGGUGUAGGGUUCCUGGCUGUGACAAACCAGUCAGUGCCCCAAAAGCGAUGUUUCAGAUUUAUCUAUAAACCAGAAGAACCACCCUACUCGAGCAAGGGAUUGGCGGGCUCAUUAGCAUGGCAUCUGGCGUUUUACGGGUUUUGCAUAGAUUUAUGGCGGAUGGGUAGUCGUUGGACUGGGUUCCUUUUUCGUGUGUUUUGA